Baudoinia panamericana UAMH 10762 is the source of this 1132-nucleotide messenger RNA. RefSeq lists its product as uncharacterized. Gene Ontology annotation, molecular function: oxidoreductase activity. The transcript is spliced from 4 exons. Lineage: Eukaryota; Fungi; Ascomycota; Dothideomycetes; Mycosphaerellales; Teratosphaeriaceae. Bases 16 to 837 code for a protein of 273 amino acids. The record is from RefSeq and is a predicted model, not a curated record.
AGCAUAACUAGCACAAUGGCAUCUCAGCAAUCACCCGUCCUCGUACCCUCGGCCUCCCUCCACGGCAAGGUCGCCCUCAUUACCGGUGCCGGCCGUGGUAUCGGCAGAGGCUGCGCCAUUGAGCUCGGCAAGCGUGGCGCCAGCGUUGUGGUCAACUACGCCAACAGCAAGCAGUCCGCCGAUGAGGUCUGCAAGGCCAUUGAGGCCACCGGCAGCGGCGCCAAGGCCAUCUCUAUCCAGGCCGACGUCAGCAAGAAGAGCGAGAUUGAGCGCCUCUUCCAGGAGGCCAAGAAGCACUUCGGCAAGAUCGACAUUGUCAUGAGCAACAGCGGUACUGAGUCCUGGGACAAGACCGAGGAGAUCACCGAGGAGAAGUACGACCAUGUCUUCAACCUCAACGCACGUGCCCAGUUCUUCGUCGGCCAGGCUUCGUGGAAGCAUCUCGAGGACAACGGCCGCUUGAUCCUCAUGAGCUCCAUUGCCGCUGGUCUUCUUGGCGUCCGCGACCAUGUCCUUUACAAUGCUUCUAAGAUGGCCGUCAUCGGUAUGAUCAAGGGUUUCGCCACUGACUUCGGUGCCCGUGGCAUCACUGUUAACGGCGUCGCUCCUGGCGGCAUCAAAUCUGACAUGUUCACCCAGAAUGCAUGGCAUUACAUCCCAGGCGGCACCCCCGACUGGCCAGCGGACAAGAUCGAGAAGCUCAUGGCGGAGCACUGCCCACUCAAGCGCUGCGCCUUGCCGGAGGACGUUGCUCGUGUCGUUGCCUUCCUUGCUUCUGAUGACGGUGGCUGGGUCAACGGCCAAGUUAUCACCAUCUCUGGUGGCUCCUCCCAGUAAGCGGCGAGUAUCGGUAGCAUGGCCAGGUGUAUAGGAAAUGGUGUCAAAUGCAGGAUAUGUGCAUAAAGGAGCACAGGUUGUGGCAAAGAGGAUUAGAGUGAAUAUCCACUCGUAAGCGAUAAGAUGAUCAUUGACUCGGCCUACUCUGCAGAUAGCAUAGUCUGAAGGCGACUGUGUCUGCUGACCUCACCUUCCCGUGUGCCAAGACCAGCCUCCACGGCUAUUUCCGUACCCUUUGCAUGUAUACGAGACGACCUCCCACAUGCGAAGAACAAUGCAGUUGAACGUUGCCGUC